CACAAACUCCGACGAUCUCUUUAUAAAAUCAAAAAGUCUAGGGCACGCCGGAAUCAUUCGAAGAAAACGUCAACAAAGCGAUGGCUUUCAAUAGCGGUCUCCGAUCGAGCCUCAACCUCCUCAGGUCAUCCGAAUCCGCAUUCCUCAGAUCAGGAUCGAGAGGGCUGCACGCUACUGGGGCCAAGAGCAUGGGAGGGCACGAUGAGCCCUUUUACUUGCACGCGAGGCACAUGUACAACCUCAACAGGAUGAAGCAUCAGAAGCUGAAAGUGUCUCUUGCUGUAUUUUCUGCCUUCAGCAUUGGUGUUGCUGUUCCAGUCUAUGCUGUGGUCUUCCAGCAGCAGAAGACUGCUUCAGGAUGAACUUGGAUUGCUGUGAAAUAAAGUGAAGCGGCUCGCAGUUUUCACUUUCAUUGAGGGGGGGUAAACCGAACCAUAGUAUUUCAUUUUUUUUUUGAACAGAAGUUUAGAUUUCUCUUUUCUUUGUGGAAAGAUUUGUUUGUUUCAAUAAUUGUUUUUUUUACGAGUUCAUUGUAGAGCUUGCUGGUUUCAUCGUUUCGUUUCAAGUAAAUUGCUCUAUAAGUUUUAGCCUCGAAAUGAGGAAGCCUUCUUAACUUUUUGUCUGUUGAAGUAUUUGGAGAAGUUCCGGUGCAUCUUUAAUGCC
Messenger RNA from Asparagus officinalis (garden asparagus), 663 nucleotides. RefSeq lists its product as uncharacterized. Lineage: Eukaryota; Viridiplantae; Streptophyta; Magnoliopsida; Asparagales; Asparagaceae. The transcript is spliced from 2 exons. The record is from RefSeq and is a predicted model, not a curated record. The coding region runs from base 81 to 362 and encodes 93 amino acids.